CCGUCGACGUGAACGCACGCUUGUCGCGCUCGCAGCAUUGGACCUUUGAUUUUCCCAAGCCAGAGUCGCGCGUUCGUGAGCCGUGGGCCGCUUUGUUUGUCUCGUUUUGUGGCCAGCGAUUUGGCAACCGAUGCGAAUAAGCCAAGUUAGCAGCGACGCAACGCAACGCAGCUCGAAAACAGAAGACUCACACGAGGCGCAAUUAAAUGCAAAUGUGUGAAAGUGUGGCGAGCACUUGAUUUAACCAAAGAAAGAGUAAAAUCGCGGCUCAAGAGUGCGAACAAGCGCGAACAGAAGUCGAAAUAACAGUGCAAGUGCGUGAUUGUUGGUGCCAGCUAAGCCAAAUAGAUAAAUAAUUAAUAUUAGAUCGGAGUCGGAGCGACUAACCUCACAUUGCAUAAAACACGCACUAAAACGUAAAUUACUUAAAAAUACAUUAAAAAUGUUCCACCCAGUGCAGCUGCAUCUGUAGUGGACGCCAGGAUAGCACGGAUAAGGAUUCCCAGUUCUCCUUGGCCAGCAAAAACAAGGACACUUCUCAGCAAGUUAUAAAAACACACAGGAGGACCAUAGAAGGCAGCCACCAUGAGUCGACUAAGGGCGGCUUCCGAGCUGGCGGUGCUCCUGGUGAUCCUGCAACUCAUCCACUGGCCUGGCAGUGAGGCAGUCUUCGGCAGGGACGCGUGCAACGAGAUCAGCAUCAAGGGUGCGUGCCAAUGCUCACCCAUCAUGUCGGAGUACGAGAUCGUCUGCCCGGCGUACUCGGAGAAUCCCACCUUCAGACUGACCAUCCAGCCCAACGACUAUGUGCAGAUCAUGUGCAACCAGACGGACAGCAAUGACUACCGGCAGCUGCCGGCGAAAGUGAGGAUCGGCGAAGUGGACAGGGUGCAGAUGAGGAGGUGUAUGCUGCCCGGCCACGCGCCAGUGGCCAGCAUUCUGGAUUACCUGGGCAUUGUGUCGCCCAAAACGCUGAUCUUCGAGAGCGACAACCUGGGCAUGAACAUCACUCGCCAGCACUUGGAUCGCUUGUACAGUCUCAAGCGCUUCCGGUUCACCACCCGUCGUCUGAACCAUGUGCCAGCCAACCUGCUGACCAACAUGAGGAAUCUAAGCCACCUGGAACUGUGUGCCAACAUUGAGGAGAUGCCAUCGCACAUGUUUGACGGCCUGGAGAACCUGGAGUUCAUCGAAUUCGGUGGCAAUAAGCUGAGGCAAAUGCCGCGCGGCAUUUUCAGCAAGAUGCCCAAGCUGAAGCACCUGAAUUUGUGGAGCAACGAGCUGCACAACCUCACCAAGCACGAUUUCGAAGGUGCCACCUCGGUGGUGGGCAUAGACAUCCAUGGCAAUGGUAUCGAGCAGCUGCCGCACGACGUCUUUGCCUACCUCACGAAUCUCACGGAUAUCAAUCUGAGCGCCAACGUCUUCCGCUCCCUGCCGGAGGGUCUUUUCGAGCACAACAAGCACCUGGUCGAGGUGCGUCUGAUGAACAACCGUGUGAAACUUGACACUCUGCCCUCGCGGCUGUUUGCCAACCAGCCGGAGCUGAAGAUCCUACGGCUGAGAGCCGACCUGGAAACGCUGCCGGGGGAUCUCUUCGAGUUUUCCACACAGAUCACGAACAUCUCGCUGGAGGACAACCUGCUGAGCACACUGCCCGCCACUUUGCUGGAGCAUCAGGUGAAUCUCCUGAGCUUGGACUUGAGCAACAACAGGCUGACCCACUUGCCGGAUUCGCUUUUUGAAAGCACCACAAAUCUGGAGGAUCUGCGUCUGGAAAACAACUUUCUCACCGACAUAAGCAGCGAUUUAUUCAGCAGACUGGGCAAGCUGGUGACCCUGACCAUGAGCAAAAAUCGACUGCGAACCAUCCACUCCGGCGCUUUUGAUGGCACUAAAGGACUGCUCCACCUGCAUUUAGACCACAACGAUAUUGACCUGCAGCAACCUCUGUUUGGCGCGGAGCUUCAGAGAGAGCUAAGCUCACCGUUUUCUCUAAUGUCCAAUCUGGUGACCCUAAACCUGCGCAACAACUCGAUCAUGUUCGUCUACGGAGACUGGGUCACAGCGCUGAAAAACUUGAGGGAACUGGACUUGAGUUACAACAAGAUUAACUCGCUGGGCUAUGAGGAUCUGCAAUUCCUUUCCAAUAACAGGUUGCACGUCAACCUAACGCACAACAAGAUACGCUAUAUCUCGCUGCACAAGGAGUAUCCAGUGGAUCCCAAGCAUCCGGUUCACAUAGACCUCAAUGAUAAUCCGCUGGAGUGCACCUGCACGCUCCUCUGGUUCGUCCAGCUGAUCAAGGGCGUCCACAGGCCGCAAUAUGCCAAGCAUUUGAGCCUUCAGGCAGACCGACUCAACUGCAGUAUGCCGAGCAAUUUGAAGGACACUCCCGUGCGGCACUUGGACCCCAAGCUGCUGCUCUGUCCGCUGGACCAAACCGAGGAUCCGCAGCAGCGGAAGUGUCCACUUGGCUGCGAGUGCAUGGUGCGUACCUACGACAAUGCCCUGGUAAUAAAGAGCACUAGUGGCAACCUGACUCGUGUUCCCCGCCUGCCUGAGCUGCCCCAGAACCUGCACCUCAUGGAACUGCACUUGGAGAACAACACCUUGCUCCGGCUGCCAUCUGCCCAGACACCCGGCUAUGCGAACGUGACCAGUCUGCAUCUGGCUGGCAAUAACCUCACGCACCUCGAUGUGGAGCAACUGCCGCCGCAUCUCACGCACCUGGAUGUCAGCUGGAACCAUCUGCAGAGUCUGAAUGCCAGCGUUUUGGCCUUCCUGAAUCGCACCAUGAAGUGGCGCUCGAUGAAGCUGUCGGGGAAUCCCUGGAUGUGCGACUGCGAUGCCAAGCCACUGCUGCUCUUCACCCAGGACAAUUUCGAGAGGAUCGAGGAUCGCAAUGAGAUGAUGUGCAUGGACGCCGAGGUACCCACGCGGAUGGUGGAGCUGUCGACGAAUGACAUUUGUCCCGGCGAGAAGGGCGUCUACAUCGCGCUGGCGGUGGUGAUUGCUUUGACUGGCCUGCUGGCCGGUUUCACGGCAGCCCUGUACUACAAAUACCAGACGGAGAUCAAGAUCUGGCUGUAUGCCCACAACAUGCUGCUGUGGCUGGUCACCGAGGAGGAGCUGGACAAGGACAAGAAGUUCGACGCCUUCAUCUCGUACUCGCACAAGGACCAGAGCUUCAUCGAGGACUAUUUGGUGCCGCAGCUGGAGCACGGCCCCCAGAAGUUCCAGCUCUGCGUCCACGAGCGCGACUGGCUGGUCGGUGGUCAUAUUCCAGAGAACAUCAUGCGCUCUGUGGCGGAUUCGAGGCGUACCAUCAUUGUGCUCAGCCAGAACUUCAUCAAGUCGGAGUGGGCACGCCUGGAGUUCAGGGCAGCUCAUCGAUCAGCACUAAACGAGGGACGCUCCCGCAUCAUAGUGAUCAUCUACUCGGACAUCGGGGAUGUGGAGAAGCUGGACGAGGAGCUGAAGGCCUACCUCAAGAUGAACACCUAUCUGAAGUGGGGCGAUCCGUGGUUCUGGGAUAAGCUGCGAUUCGCCCUGCCCCAUCGCCGGCCCAUGGGAAACAUUGGCAACGGAGCGCUGAUCAAGACGGCGCUGAAAGGUUCCACGGACGACAAGCUGGAGCUGAUCAAGCCGUCGCCGGUGACGCCGCCGCUGACCACGCCGCCGGCGGAGGCCACCAAGAAUCCGCUGGUGGCGCAGCUGAACGGGGUCACGCCGCAUCCGGCCAUCAUGAUUGCCAACGGCAAGAACGGACUGACGAAUCUGUACACACCCAAUGGCAAGUCGCACGUGAAUGGCCACAUCAACGGCGCCUUCAUCAUCAACACGAAUGCCAAGCAGAGCGACGUAUAGGACUGGGAGAAGGCGGAGCUGUUCCAGUUCGAUCCCGACGAUGAGCUAUUGUUCCGUUGAGAGGAGAAGCCUCCCCGAACCACUGCCACUGCGAUGGUGAGGCGGUAGAAGCACCCAGCUGAAUGUAAAAAGUCUAGAGAAUAUUAUCGAUUUCUGCGUGUUUUUGGUCAAGUCGUCGUCCUCGCCGCCCCCUCCUAGGUUUAAUUAUCUUGCGCUUGUAGGAGCUCCGGGAAAAGUUAAUGAAAAUUUCAAAUUUCCAAUAUUUCAUGUGGCCUUUGUUAAAGAAAAAUGAAAAACAAAAAAUAUAUUAGUUUGAGGAGGGAACGAAAGAAGGAGGGACAAGCUAGUUUUACCACAUCACUCUGUUUUAAGUGUUAUAUGUAAGCUUAACCUAGAAACCCUGUGCAGACUCUUGUAGACAUACAAAUCUCAUUUAUUUAGUAAUUAUUUGUACAUUAGGAUUACCCGAAGCUGCCGCAUGCAAAACUGAGAAUAGCUCGUAGUAACUUUUUGAAUUGACCACUUUUGUUUACCAUGUAUUUUACUUUUGAACAGAAUCUCAAGCGAACGAAGGAAUCUGAGUUUUGAACAAACAGAGCUUUAUUUCGAACUACCUACUUAUUAUUUGCUAGAACGCAGCCUACCACUAAGUAAACCCCUUGCAAUACACCUAUGACGUAUCCAAAUAGUAGCAUAGACUCUGUAAUUGUGAACUAACAUAGCAAAAGCAGCCGAAAUGGAAAUACAAAUUGCCUUCUUUGUAUGUAUGUAUGUAUGCUAGAUAUGUAUAGCCUAAGGACCCAUAAUAUUCGAAUAAAAUACACAUAAAAACACCCCCACUCUGUACAUAAGCUGGCUAAGAAUUUCUGUACUUUCUCCAAAAACGUAUCGCACCAGAUUUCCUACUCACAAACAACUAUCACGAAUAUCAAUUGUAAUCUCACGCCCAUUUAAACGACGCUAUAUAAAUAAGUACAUACCGAGUACAUACCCAUUAUCACGUCAUCUACCAGACAAUUAGGAUAGCCCUUCAUUCACACGAAGAAAGAAUAUCGUCUACGAUACGUAAAUGUAAUUAAGCUAACGUAUGUGUAUAUCGUCUAAGCUAUAGAUUGUCUCUGAUAUGUAAUGCCUAAGGUACCUACAAAUUUAUGCAGACACACUCAUCUACCCUGUAAUGCAUACGAGUAAAUUAAAUCUAAUUGUAUAUGGAAAACACAUACAACGCAAAUAAAAUAUAUUUUAAAAAUGUA
Molecule: messenger RNA, 5123 nt
Organism: Drosophila biarmipes
Lineage: Eukaryota; Metazoa; Arthropoda; Insecta; Diptera; Drosophilidae
Gene: Tl
Product: protein toll
Exons: 4
Coding region: 586-3870 (1094 amino acids)
Biological process (GO): toll-like receptor signaling pathway; immune response
Cellular component (GO): membrane
Molecular function (GO): transmembrane signaling receptor activity; protein binding
Source: RefSeq, a predicted model, not a curated record